Labrus bergylta (ballan wrasse) is the source of this 2705-nucleotide messenger RNA. RefSeq names its product ataxin 7-like 2a (gene atxn7l2a). NCBI's taxonomy places the organism in Eukaryota, Metazoa, Chordata, Actinopteri, Labriformes, Labridae. The record is from RefSeq and is a predicted model, not a curated record.
GCUUCCCGCGCAGUGAUGAUGGCGGUGCGUGAACGCGCAGUAAAAGUAAUGGCUGCUCUUGAUCGGCGGGUGCCUAGCCUCGAUGAUUUCGUGGGUCAAAGCUGGACCGCCUGGGCCGAGUGGGCCGGUGUGGCGGCGGCGGAUGGGCCCGAUGGGGAAGACUGCAGCAAGAAUGGCAAAAAGGUUGCAGAGGCCAUGUCACUCAGUAAGGAGGACAUGUCCAUCUUCGGGCUCUACCCCGGCCACGACGACUUCUACCUGGUGGUGUGCAGCCACUGCGGCCAAGUGGUGAAGCCGCAGGCGUUUGAGAAGCACUGCGAGCGGCGGCACGGCCCCCUGUCCAAGCUGUACGCCCGCCUGCGCUCUCCCACCCCUGCGCCGCAGCCCCAGCAGAGACCCCACCACAGCCACUCUCCUUCCCAUGGGACCAACACCGCUGCCUCUGCCGCUUCAUCCUGGGAGAGUCGCGGCCAGGGGGUUGGGCAGCCGCGGGCCGCGCCGCCUUCGCCUUCCACGCCGCCACAGUACAGACACUCCAAGAGCUCCAAGGAUGGAGUACGACAUUCCCCGCUGGAGAAAUCCUCUCACAGCAGCCACACAGAGUCAUCAGUAUUCAAACAGCCGCCACCUCUGGAGCCUCCGAUCAGCUCUCCGCCUCCCUCACUCAGAGAUCCGCCCUCCCACGGAGGAACCCCGCCAGGUAGACCAACGCCCAGCGACAGACCGCCGUCACAACAGGGCCCGAGGAAGGACUCGCCUCUGUCGUCUGCUGGUCAGAGCCACCGCAUCCCCCGACCUUACAACAAAGUGGCCUCCAAGCGGGAGUGUGACUUGGACAAACACUGCGGCGUCCUCGACCCGGACAGGAAGAAGGUCUGCACUCGCCUCCUGACAUGCAAUAUCCACUCCAUCCACCAGCGCAGGAAGGUGAUGGGCCGCAGUAAAAACUUUGACCAGCUGGUGGCCGAACUCAAGACCAAGGUCCGCGAGAAAGGGGGCCAGUCCCUGGAUGGAGGCUCCUCCUCUGGACGAUCCCCCAGCCCAGAGGCCCCCCGGGAGCAGGCGGGGGCUCCACACUGCAGGAGACCUCUGGCCAGCCUCCCCGCGUUCAGUCGGUCCACGGCUGCGUCGGAGAGCACCCCAGAGGAGGAGAAUCAGCGGCAGGAUGAGGGGAGCCUCCGAUCCCCCUCGCCUCUCGUCCAAGGACGGAUCUCCAGCGACGAAAGCGACGCAGAAGGAGCCGAGGAGCACGUCGAGUUCUCGUCUUCUGCCACACAUCCGAGGCCGCUGGCGAUGUGUUCGUUUGGCAGCCAUGCGUUGGGUCACGGCAUCUUCACGUUUGACAGGAGACUUCAUCACCUGAGGUCGGCGCUCAGCAGCAUGCUGGAGCAGCACAUCAGCGCUCAUCUUUGGAAGAAAAUACCUCAAGCCACAGACCUUCAAUCGCCACCUCCCUCGGCCAAGACCGUCACCUCGUCGUCGUCCCCGUCCUCUGCAGCUUCCUCAUUACAUUCAAAGAUCCGAACAGGAAGUCACAUCAGCUCCUCUCUCAAAACUGCAUCCUCCUCCUCCAAUCGUGGACCAGGGAGAACCCCGACAGCCAUACCGUCAGAGAACUCGGGGGGCGGAAGCUGCAGUAUCACUAGCAGCCAUAUGGGGUCUCCCAGUAAGCCUAUGACGGGGCGUCAGGGGGGUUCUGGGAGACUCAAAAACCCUGUGGGACGCCCCAGCAAGCAGACGCUGAAGCUUCGAGAGGAGGCAGCCGCCGCCGCCGCGCUCCGCAAACGCAAAGCCCCGUCGCAGGAAGGGGAGCACUCAGGCCCCGAAAGGAACUGCAUACUCCUCCAGGACAGGGGCCGCCCUCCUUCCACCGCUUCUUCCUCCUCUUCGUCGUCAUCUUCCAAACCCUCCAUUUCCUCGCCCCUCCCACACGGACAGACCAAUGGAACUCUUUCCCCCAGCAGCAAACCCCGCCCCCAGCCCUCCCCCUCAGAAUCGCACUCGCCGGCCGCCAAGGCGGUCUGGACUUACAGACGAACAACACACACUCCUCUGGGACAUUCGGCGUCCCCGGACUCCUCCUCUGCCACCAACAACUCCCACAGCCGGAGCGGCGUGGGGGACUCAGGACUGCAUGGGCAGAGCGGUGGGAGGAGCUUUGAGCACCAGGGGCUGGUGAAAAAACGCAAGGGGGGCAGCAUGGAGGAGCACUCGCCCUCCUCCAAACCCUCGGCGCACCGCCUGCCCUCCUCGUCCUCCUCCUCCAGCUCUGCCACCUCCUCCACCCCGCGCUCCAACUUCUACCCGUGGAAGGAGAGUAAGAGUGGAGGUCUGGCCGGGGGCGUGGAGAAGAAACUGGGCACACAGAAGCCAAAACUGCACCAUUAAGUGUGCCUGCCUUACAAGCCACUACGAGGGAGCCAGCUCUGCUCAGUCCAAGACUGAGGCAACAGGACUCAAAAUGUGUGUCUGUCUAUGUGUGUGUGUGUGUUUUGUCUACCGAGAAAACGCUCCAGUAUGAGUGUGUCAGGCUGUGUGUAUGUGCAGAGUUUGUGUGAAUGUGUUGUCUGGAUGAAUGUCUGAGGGGAGGAUGGGGAUGAAAAUUCAGAGUAUGGAUUUAGAUAUACCUCAAGACCAUCCGGUUAUGCUGCUAAAUUAAAUAUGUUGGUUUAUAAAAAUUGAUUAAAAAUGUCCUUUACACUUGG